Molecule: messenger RNA, 1365 nt
Organism: Trypanosoma brucei brucei TREU927
Lineage: Eukaryota; Euglenozoa; Kinetoplastea; Trypanosomatida; Trypanosomatidae
Gene: Tb927.3.570
Product: expression site-associated gene (ESAG) protein, putative
Exons: 1
Coding region: 1-1365 (454 amino acids)
Source: RefSeq, a predicted model, not a curated record
AUGAGGUAUGAAAUAGUGUUUACUGUUGGGCUGUUUGUGACUGUUUUGUCUCCCUCCUUUCAGGGCGAUUUGGAUGCGGGGAGAUGGACAACAGAGUCGGUUGACUGGAGUGAGAUUACGGACUAUAUCGGUGACGGCUAUAAGUACCAUAACGUUGGCGAGUUCGAGACACUGUGCAAGAUUUACAGAAUUACGCAAGCAGAAGCCCCACAACCUUCCUUUAAGAAUCGUGAAAAGGAGGGUGAGAUUGUGAAGAAGUUGGAGGAAAUGGUCAGUGAGGCAGAAGCUGCGGGUGCUAAUAAAGGUUCCAAUAAAUCAGCUAAGAGCACGACGGCGUAUCAGAAUAUAGAGAAACUGUUUGAGAAGGCGAAAGCGCUGAAGGAAGAAAUGGAAAUGAAUAGGACGAAAGCCUUGAAUGCUGGUCGGUCUGCUGAAGAAAAUAUGCUGAGGGCUGUGUAUGGCGAUGCUGUGGAUGUUGCAAGAAAUGAGAAUAAAACUCUGGAGCAAGCCAUGAGGGGAAACAAGUCACUGCUGUUCAAUAGUAUUGAUAAUGCAGGUACGAGUUGCGGUUCUUAUGGAGACAAGUCAGUUGGAAAGACGUUAAUCAAUGACUUUUUCUGUCUAUGUGUGGGAGAAGCCAUUGUUAUAACUGAAGAGAUCAAAAGGAAAGAAAACCUUGAAGAGGAUGGAGGUAAUAAUAAUAUAUAUAAUGGGUUCAAUUGUCCUUGUAGAGAUGAAAUAAGAAGGCCGGAAAAUGGUAACUGGACAAUGAUGGCUGAACAUUGCGAUGGGGACGGGCGAAUUUGUGAUCCUGCAAAAAUAAAAUACAACCACACUGAGGCAUGGGAUGUGAUUAGUAAAGCUUGUGUGUACAAAAAUGUUGCAUCGAAUGUGAAAACCUUAAAGAGUGCACUAGCUCAGUUUGAUGCAUUAGUGAAUUUGGAACAGGAUGAAUAUCAGGUGAAGGGUAUUUUUGGUUAUGUGAGAACGGGAAAAAACAAAAAUCGCACAUGCACGGGCCAUACUGCUGGAUUCACGUGUGUCAGUUACAAUCACACACUUGAAAAUGGUGGAAUUCCAUGGUACAACCGCCUUACUAAUGCUACCGAGCAGCUACAAGAAAUGACAAAAUAUGCCAAAGAAGCUGACAGUCAUCUUCAUGAGUUGGAAGAGUACCAACAUGAGGCAGAGGAAAUAUAUCUUGAGGUGAAACUUGGUGGUGAUGCGGAGCUAUGGAAAAGUAGCCAAGGUAAGGGUGAUGAUGAAGGUGGCAAUGCUGAAGUAAAUAAUGAUGGACUUACUCAUUUGAAUGUGGAAACUGGGGGGUUUACAUUAUUAAUUUUAUCUCUUAUUUGUGUGUUUUAG